Messenger RNA from Tupaia belangeri chinensis (Chinese tree shrew), 2452 nucleotides. It is a transcript of the gene CORO2A, whose product is annotated as coronin 2A. The record is from RefSeq and is a predicted model, not a curated record. The coding region runs from base 261 to 1838 and encodes 525 amino acids. The transcript has 12 exons. Gene Ontology annotation, molecular function: actin filament binding. Lineage: Eukaryota; Metazoa; Chordata; Mammalia; Scandentia; Tupaiidae.
GGCCUGUGCAAUAAAUGGGCCCCUCCUGCCGCUGUUCCUGAAGCUGCCCAGGGUGUUGGCCUAGGCCGGGGGAUUGAACCCACCACAGCUCAAGCCCCCUCUGGCUAGUCCUCCCUCCACACCUGGCUGGACCAGGUCAGGCCCAGUCAGUAAGAGGAGACAGAAAUGAGCCCAAGAUUGCGGACCAGGCACACGGUGGAAUGAAGAAAGCCACGCCUCUAAGGAAGAGGACCCGAUUUGGCCACUGACGUGCUCCGUAGAUGUCAUGGCACCCCCAAUACCGGAGCUCCAAAUUCCGCCACGUCUUCGGCAAACCAGCCAGCAAGGAGAAAUGCUACGACUCAGUGCCCAUCACUUGCAGUGUUCACGACAAUCACUUCUGUGCCGUGAACCCCCACUUCAUUGCGGUUGUGACUGAGUGUGCUGGCGGGGGGGCCUUCCUCGUCAUCCCCCUGAACCAGACAGGAAAGUUGGACCCCCACUACCCAAAGGUCUGCGGACACAGAGGGAAUGUCUUAGAUGUCAAGUGGAACCCUUUUAAUGAUUUCGAGAUCGCCUCCUGUUCUGAAGACGCCACGAUUAAGAUCUGGGAUAUCCCCAAGCAGCUGCUGGCAAGAAACCUCACAGCCUUCAGGAAGGAACUGGUGGGCCACGCACGCCGAGUGGGCCUGGUAGAGUGGCAUCCCACCGCAGCCAACAUCCUCUUCAGCGCCGGCUAUGACUACAAGGUGAUGAUCUGGAACCUGGAUACAAAGGAGUCUGUCAUCACGAGCCCCGUGAGGACAGUUAACUGUCACCAAGAUGUGAUCCUCUCCAUGUCCUUCAACACCAAUGGGAGCCUGCUGGCCACCACCUGUAAGGACCGCAAGAUUCGGAUUCUCGACCCCCGUGCAGGAACCGUCCUCCAGGAAGCCAGUUACAAGGGGCACCGGGCCAGCAAGGUGCUGUUUCUGGGGAAGCUGAAGAAGCUGCUGUCCACGGGCACAUCCCGAUGGAACAACCGGCAGAUGGCCCUGUGGGACCAGGACGACCUCUCUGUGCCCCUCAUAGAGGAGGACCUGGAUGGCUCCUCAGGCGUGCUGUUUCCCUUCUACGACGCGGACACCAACAUGCUCUACGUGGUGGGGAAGGGAGAUGGGAACAUCCGCUACUAUGAGGUGUGCACAGACAAGCCUUACCUGAGCUACCUGACUGAGUACCGCUCCUACAACCCGCAGAAGGGGAUCGGUGUCAUGCCAAAGAGAGGUCUCGACGUGUCCAUCUGCGAGAUCUUCCGCUUCUAUAAGCUGAUCACAACCAAAAGCCUCAUCGAGCCCGUCUCCAUGAUCGUGCCCCGGCGGUCGGAAUCCUACCAAGAGGACAUCUACCCCCCAACGGCAGGGGCCCAGCCCUCCAUGACGGCCCAGGAGUGGCUCAGUGGGAUGGAUAGAGGGCCAGUCCUGGUGUCCCUCAGGCCUGGCUCUGAGCUGCUAAGCCCCCGGCCACUGCCUCCAGAGAGACCCGUCUCCAACUCCGUGACACUGGCCUCGCCCUGGCCGAAGGACCAGACAGAAAAGCUAGCUGCAGAGGAUGGCCAGAGGCCCUUCUCUCCGCUGGAGGAGAAGGCACCGAGAUGGCCAGCGGAGCAGAGGCUGGAGGAGAAGAGAUCCUGGCUCACAAAUGGCUUCGACAUUUUCGAAUGCCCGCCACCAAAGACAGAGAACGAGCUGCUGCAGAUGUUCUAUCGGCAACAGGAGGAGAUCCGAAGGCUCCGGGAGCUGGUGAUCCAGAGAGAAGUCCAGGCCAAACAGAUGGAACUGGAGAUCAAAAACUUGCGGAUGCACUCAGAGCAAUUCUGAGCAGAGAUCUCUACCCUCCCUCCCCGCCCUCAGGGACACCACGCAGCUCCGUGGGGAGGUCUGGAACCAAACCGCAGGUCUCCCAAGAACAAUCACUGUUUCUAUAUUUUUUACCAGAAAACAAAACCCUCGGUCACUGAAAGAGAUUCCAGUAGGAUGUGGUGCCGUUUUUUUUCUAUUUGCCUUCUUGCAACGAGCUUCUGGAUGGACUUUGUUUUUAGGUGACACCUUGCCUUCUGUUGAAUUCUGUUUUUAAGAGUCCAUGAGGAGCUAGCACUUCUCACGGGGAAAAAACAUCCUAGAAAGUUAGGAACGGGAAAGACCUCGGAGGUCAGCCUGCCUGUGAUCUUCCGAGCUUGUCCAUAGCGCCGGGGGGAGACCAAGGUGCAGGACGGCGUGCCCCGUGCUCCUCGCCUUCCACCCUGUUCCAGCUAGACAUCUCCCUUCUGUUAUGUGUCCAGCUGCUCUGGAAUACAUGAUAUUGCCACUAAAAAGAAAUUCAGAAGUUGAAAGCCAGUCCUCCGGCCCCUCUCCCUCAUUUUACAGGUGGGAAACUGAGGCCCAGAGAGAGGCAAGUGUGAUUUGCUUCAUGGCAGGGGCUGGCCUGCGCCCCU